GUCCCCCCUCAGCCUGCACAAUCAGACAGCCGGGCUGCAGCCCACCGCCUCAGUCUGUUGUUAGGAGGGUGAUCCGCCAUCCACGAUGUUAGACAACGAAGAAAUUAUGCUGGACUCUUACCCGCGGGAGCUCAGACAGAACCCGCUCAGGAAGAUCUGGAUGCCGUACAAAAACGGCCACAUAGCUCAGAGACGCGUGUGUAUGACAAACUGUCCGACCCUCAUUGUGACGGUUGGACUUCCAGCCAGAGGGAAGACUUACAUUUCAAAGAAGCUCACCCGCUACCUAAACUGGAUAGGUGUACAAACCAAAGAGUUCAACGUCGGCCAGUACCGGAGGGAGUGUCUGAAGAUCUACAAAUCCUUUGAGUUUUUCCGUCCAGAUAAUGAAGAAGGCUUAAAAAUCAGGCAGCAGUGUGCCAUGUCGGCCCUUAAUGACGUCCGGCAGUACCUGAGUGUUGAAGGAGGACAGGUUGCGGUUUUUGAUGCCACAAAUACAACAAGAGAAAGAAGAGGAACCAUCGUCAAGUUUGCUGAGCAGAAUGGCUUCAAGGUAUUUUUUGUGGAGUCUGUGUGUGAAGAUCCAGACGUCAUUGAACAAAAUAUAGUGCAAGUGAAGCUGGGAAACCCGGACUACAUACACUGCGACUCACAGGAGGCCAUCGAGGACUUCAUGGAGAGAAUAAAGUGCUACGAGUCAUCCUACCAGCCUCUGGAUGAGGUCCUGGACAGGGAUCUGUCCUACAUUAAGAUCAUGGAUGUGGGCCGUCGUUACCUGGUGAACCGCGUGGUGGACCACAUCCAGAGCCGAAUCGUCUACUACCUGAUGAACAUCCACAUCACACCACGCUCCAUCUACCUGUGUCGCCACGGUGAGAGCGACCUCAACAUUAAGGGACGCAUCGGAGGAGACGCUGGCCUGUCUGCCAGAGGAAAAGAUUUUGCCAAAGGUCUGAGGAAGUUCAUCCAGGACCAGAACAUCAAAGAUCUGAAGGUCUGGACAAGCCAGAUGAAGAGAACCAUCCAGACAGCGGAGUGCCUGGGAGUCCCAUACGAACAGUGGAAAUCUCUGAAUGAAAUCGACGCCGGCGUGUGUGAGGAAAUGAUGUACGAGGAAAUCCAAGAGCAUUUCCCUCUAGAGUUUGCACUGAGAGACCAAGACAAAUACCGCUACCGCUAUCCUAAAGGAGAGUCAUAUGAAGACCUGGUGCAGCGGCUGGAGCCCGUGAUCAUGGAGCUGGAGAGACAGGAGAACAUUCUGGUCAUUUGUCACCAGGCCGUCAUGCGCUGUCUGCUUGCUUACUUCCUGGAUAAGACUGCAGAUGAGUUGCCUUAUCUUAAGUGCCCUUUGCACACUGUGUUGAAGUUGACCCCUAUGGCUUAUGGUUGUAAAGUGGAGAGUGUGUAUUUAGGUGUGGAUGCUGUGAACACACACAGAGACAGACCAGAGAAUGUGAACGUGCAGCGCAGCACGGAGGACGCUCUGCAGACGGUCCCCGACCACUUCUGACCUCCUGCCGGGACCUCGUCCUCCUCCCUGUGAACAGCGCUAUGGGAGCUGCAACAUCUUCCCAGACUCAUACUGUAAAGCACUUUCUUUAAAUGUAAUCCUUUUUGAUACAUGUUUGUUUGUUUGUAUCGUAGCUUCCGUCUCAGUGUGAGGGGGGGGGGGGGGGGGGGGCGGGGCGGCAAUCAAAGGCAAAUGCCAAUAUUUUUGAUAUGGUGUUCUACUGUUACUGGUGCAAUGACGAUAUGUACAAAUUUCAGCAUCUUCUUCCAUGACUACAUUGAAUAUCUACUGUAUGAUGUGCUCUGUGCAUACUGCCAUAUGCUCCCAUUGUUUCUGAUGUUUUUAUUGUCUGAAAAACAGUCUGAAUGACUUGAGUCAAUGUAACUAAAUGUUUUGGCAGCGUUUUCUUUCUCCUGGCUGAUCUAUUUCUAUUUGGGUAUUUUUUUAAGGCAGUUGAUGUGUGUAAGGUCUAAACAUUCCAGAGGUGGAGAUACACUAAACCACACGCUGCACUAUAGAGGGCUCACAUCAUACAUGCAUUACUCAAAAAUGUAGCUCAUGUGCUGUAAUCGAUAAACGAGGCGCUUCUUUCCUCUGGGAUUACUGUGGUGAAACCAAAAAGAAUUUUUGGAGAUGCAGUGUCCAUUUCUAAGAGAUUUGCCAAUAAAAAAUAGAUAGCCAUUUUAUUCAGGAACUUAUAGGUAUUGUGCAAACUGUACGUGCCUCUUUGUUUAACUGUUCUGUGUGUAAAAUUUCCUGUAUCAUACUUUUUUAUGACAACUAUUACUGUACUUAUAAUCCCACAUGCCUUGUCUUCAACUGUCCAAAUCUCAAUAAACUGAAUUUUUUCUGUGUGAAA
This is a messenger RNA of Mugil cephalus (flathead mullet), 2369 nucleotides long. RefSeq names its product 6-phosphofructo-2-kinase/fructose-2,6-biphosphatase 4b (gene pfkfb4b). Gene Ontology annotation, biological process: fructose 2,6-bisphosphate metabolic process; fructose metabolic process. The coding region runs from base 86 to 1510 and encodes 474 amino acids. The record is from RefSeq and is a predicted model, not a curated record. The transcript is spliced from 14 exons. Gene Ontology annotation, molecular function: fructose-2,6-bisphosphate 2-phosphatase activity; ATP binding; 6-phosphofructo-2-kinase activity. Lineage: Eukaryota; Metazoa; Chordata; Actinopteri; Mugiliformes; Mugilidae. Gene Ontology annotation, cellular component: cytosol.